Molecule: messenger RNA, 945 nt
Organism: Diatraea saccharalis (sugarcane borer)
Lineage: Eukaryota; Metazoa; Arthropoda; Insecta; Lepidoptera; Crambidae
Source: the annotation of a GenBank genome assembly
AUGGGGAGUAGGUUGCGUAGAUCCUGGAGUAGUGGAAAGCGCAAGUAUGAGGUGCGCGCGCCAGUGAGCUGGCGGUUAGCGCGCGGAGCACACGCGCGCGUGCGCAUCACCCCUCCGUCCGAUAAAAUCAGUGUUGUAGAAUAUUAUAGAUGUGUGUAUAGUAGAGGGCAGCGGCGGCGGGCGGCGGGCGGCGGGCGGCGGGAGAUAAUAAACGAAAACUUGAGCUUAGUUGGGCAACAACAAGACAAGUUCUUGUCCUGUUUUUUGGGCUGUUGGUCGAAAGUGGCCACUGAAUAUGGAGUCCACAGCGGCGUCAUUCCUUACAACUGUAUGUUGUUAUUGGCAAUUGGCAUACUCGCCGGGAUGCGGAGGUCGGCGGCGGCGCGGGCGGAUGGCGGCAGUCGGUAUGCUUGUGCGCGGCUGUUGCCGGACCAGACGUACGAGGGCGCCGCCGUCGUUGCCCCCGCCCCCGCCCCCGCCCCCGCCCCUCCCGCCGCCGCCACCGCUGCACACGCGCACGCGCACACGCUGCACGCCCUGCUGCGUGCGCACCGCGCGCACGCCGAGUUUUUCUGCGCCAACCGACGGGCGAUAGAGAGUGUGAGGCGCGCGCAGGCGGGAGGCGGAGCGCACACGCCACACCACGCGACGCUGACGGUAAGACACUUACUGACGUAUGUAGCUCUACCAACUGACACCAUAAGUCGAGUAGUACAUUUCCAUCGGGAUUGGGAAAGGCUUCUCGUAGCGGGUGAGCGGGCCGCGGGCGGGGUCUACUCUCGCAUAGCUUUCGGCGUGAGCUUACAAAUAAAUAAACCAGUUUCCCCCUCCCCGCGCCCCGCCCCAUCGCCGCUGUCUGUGCGCGCACGCAGCCUUUGCCCCGCGCUCGCUGGCAUCCUCCGUUUAAUGCACGGAAUGAACUCUUACCCCCCUGAAGUAAUAUAA